UAUCCUUCUCUGGUUCAAAAAAGUGAGGUUGGAAAAUUUCAUCAAAUCUCAAAUUUUUAUUUAUUUUUUUUGCCACCAUCCACUAAAAAAAAUCCAAAUGCCAACAAAUUUAAACCCCUCCGCUCAUUUUCUGCAACCCCAUUUCUUCCCUCCGUUUAAUUGCUAAGAAAACGCAGGAAUAACAAAACAAUAAUUUUCUCAGCAACCAAACACUCCCCAACAAAUGGAAGUGGAAGUGAAAGUCAGACUCCCAGACUCAACCUCCCACCAAAAACUCUCUACACUCCUCUCCUCAUUCCACACCAAAACCCUUCUCCAAGAAAACGUCUUCUUCGAUGGCUCCGACUCCCAACUCUCCUCCAACCUCGCCGUCCUCCGCCUCCGCUUCAUCACCGCCACCGCCACCGCUCCUAACCACUGUGUCCUCUCCCUCAAGGCCCAACCCGUAAUUUCACAAGGAAUAAGCCGUGCCCAGGAGCUGGAAGAACCCAUGGACCCCACUCUCGGUCGCGCCUGUAUAGCCGAGCCAUGGCGGCUCUUGUCAGUCACUGACUCCGCCAUUGUUGAGAGAGUGAAGCAAGAGUUUGGGGUUUCUGGGUUGGUUUGCUUAGGUGGGUUUAGGAAUGUGAGGUCGGUGUAUGAUUGGCAAGGGUUAAAGAUUGAGGUAGAUGAGACUAACUUUGAUUUUGGGACGUGUUAUGAGGUGGAAUGUGAGACUGGUGAUCCUGAACGGGACAAGAAGGUGAUUGAGAAGUUUUUGGAGGAUAAUGGGAUUGGGUUUGAGUAUUCCCAGGUGUCCAAAUUUGCGGUGUUUCGUUCAGGCAAGUUGCCAUUGUAAGUCUGUCUCUAAUGUUUUGAAUUUGUUUUUGUUCUGUGAUGCAGUACUAAUGUAAUCAUAGGUCUUAGAAUUGGACAGGUUUUUGUUUGCUCUAAUGUGUGUGUUUGUUGAUAAUUGGAUAGUUACAACAGGGGGAGGUGAAAUUAAAUUUGAACCUGAAUGUUUUAGUUGAAAACAGCAGGAGGUGCCAGUUAACUUUUGAGUUUAGUUUGGUGUGUCCUACAUCAGGAAAAAAGAAGAAGAAAAUUUCCUCUUCUCUAGGUUACUUCUAGUAAUAAACAAUCAACAAAGUAUAUGUAAAGUCACUCGAAAUAAUGUUUUAGCUCAUGGAUAAUACAAUCUGCUUAAGAUAAUGCCUUGUGAAGCAGAGGUUAUUGGUGUGAAUAUUCUUAUUUCCCUUUCAUUGGGGUCAAAGUCACUAAUGUUUGAUUAAGGUUCCUAGUAGCAAGGUGGAAAUGUUAUGCAUGUGAAGAUACUGAAAAAUGAAGAGUAUUUUGCAAGCUAUUAAAUGGGAAGUAAAGUUGAGUUGUUGCAAGAGGGAGAAUUAAAAACACAGUUCUAAACAGGGCUUCAUGCUGCUGCUGGGGGAUCCCAGUUUCUGUCCUGAAGAAGACCUCUAAUUAGAGCUCAUAUGUGCAAUGCUUAUAUCUGAGUAGGGACUUGAUUUGGGAUAAUUUGUGUAGUUUAGCAUAUUGCUGAGUAUGGCAUGCUGGCUCAGUUGUAUUACUGACUUCUCUGUGGUGUUUAUGCUCAAUAAAAUUUCUGCUUACUUUAAAAAAAGGAAAAAAGAAAAAAAAGAAGAAAAAACAUCUGGUAGCUGAAAAGGGCGUGUGUAUCCAUCCUUUUUAUGUAUGUUCUUUCAGAUGCUUAAUGUAAGUUCAUAUUUUUCCCCUCC
Quercus robur (English oak) is the source of this 1733-nucleotide messenger RNA. RefSeq names its product triphosphate tunnel metalloenzyme 3-like. NCBI's taxonomy places the organism in Eukaryota, Viridiplantae, Streptophyta, Magnoliopsida, Fagales, Fagaceae. The transcript has a single exon. The record is from RefSeq and is a predicted model, not a curated record. Bases 224 to 838 code for a protein of 204 amino acids.